Molecule: messenger RNA, 1401 nt
Organism: Aspergillus puulaauensis
Lineage: Eukaryota; Fungi; Ascomycota; Eurotiomycetes; Eurotiales; Aspergillaceae
Exons: 2
Coding region: 1-1401 (466 amino acids)
Source: RefSeq, a predicted model, not a curated record
AUGCCAAUCCCCACGCGUUCGGUUCCAGGCCGGGAGCCCCGUAAGCAGCCUGGCAAUCCAGGGCGUACAAUUCCAACCUUGAAACCUUCCACCGCCGCCUCACAAUCAACAGAGAUACCUUCCAAAGCCUCCCCCGCGAAAACUACCUCCUCUACCCUUCCGACUCGUCGCCAAAGCCUCAUCCGCCCAAGUCAGUUGAAGACUCCAUCCUCUACGAAGUCCACCACUGUUCCUACAAGCACGAGGACGAUUGCGCGAGCCCCAGAAUCUCCUGUCAAAGGCCCAACGCCCCCAGUCAAACAUGAUGGCACCGUCAAGCAGCAGAUACGGCCACUGUCGCCCAAGAAAACAGACAUGCCUCCCCCCGCGAGACCAGUUCGAUCGACCUCUCUGAGACAGCCCCCGAGUUCAAACUCAGGGACGCCGCCAGCGCUACGGGGGCAUGCAAGACACAGAAGUCAGAUUGUGACACCGGCUUCCAAAACCCCUCAGGUGUCAUCAGCUGCGACAACGUCCAGGACCCGGAAUCAGUUUUCAACGUACCAGCAACACUUUUCACCCAAGAAAACGCCUAAACCACCUACGCCGACACCGUCUGCUAAUGCGCAAUCUGAUCAGAGCUCUUCCCUGAUUCCUUCGUCUUGGCCCGAAGUUGGAGCGCUACAAACCGAACUUCUACAGCUCAGCCUUUUGCACAAGUCUGGAUUGGAACGCAAUGAUCAGCGGGAACGAGAUGCCGAAUCGAAGCUACGGAGGAAAUACGACUCGGUCGCAGGAAACUACAGGGCCAUCUUGGACGUGGAGAAGGAGACACAAAGACAACUCAAUGGGCAGGCGCUGCAUCAUUGGCUUAAGAACGCGCGCGAGCAUAACGGGCAGCAAGGAUUCGCGGAGCAGAUCCAGCUUCUAUCGCUAAUUGCUCAAGAGGUGUAUGAUAUUGAUGAUAGCCACAGCGGGCGGUACACAAUGGCCAUCCUAGAGUUCGAGAGUUGGCUACAGAGAGUUGAAGAAGUGCAAGAGGCCCGAAUGUCACGCGUAGGAGGACAAUGUGCUGACGAUUUCAUUAACCCAAUUCACCGCGACUGGAAAGAUGAGACAAAUGCUUUGAUAAUGAAGCUAGAACUUGCAUCGAGGCAGCUUCAGAGUCUGGACAUUUCGGGCUACGGAGACUUGGAGGCGCUCGACAAUUCUGCAUUACUCCGAGUAGUCAAAAGUCUGGGCGCCUUAGUGCACCAGAUGGGCGAAGAACUGGGCAUCAUCCGCAAAAUUGAGGCUGACAUUGUGAAGUCGGAAACUACAUGGGUUAGUCAGCUAGCCCAGCAGUUGGUUGAGAUGCAACCACGAGCGGUUCCUGCGGCACCGAGAACCGGACUUUGGACGCGAUCAUCGUUCAAGUCAUGA